UUAACAACACAAAUCAGCUGGUGACCAGCGAGACGAAUUACAUCUUCAGGUGCAACUUGUAGCUGCAAAUACAUCAUUACCUCAUUGUGGUUGUCUAAACAUGUUGUAAAUUAAAGUCAUUUUUGAUUGCUUCCUCGGAGCGGCUUCUAGAAUCCCCUCAAACUGCUGUUUGGGUUGGAUUCAGCGCGUGGGAGGAGUUGGGUGUUGUGCUCAUAUUCAUGGAGGAGGAGAUGGGGGUGAGAGUAGGGGGGCUCGUUAAGGAUCCCAAACUCUUCGGGGGCUAUAAAGACGUCCUGCAUUCAAGACAGACCAAAUUAACUCCAUCGGCGAAUUAUUGCAUUACGGACCAUCUGUCUGCUUCACCGAUGCGCCACGGCGAUCAGUUUGUGUUUUCCAUGCGGGUAUUUGAUUAGAGGUCGCGGUGAGGAUGAUGGAGUACAUGGAGGAAAAGUUUGCCUUGAAAAGCCAAGCGCUGAAGGCCAGCGAUUACUACAUGGACCAAGUCAUGGAGAGCCUGGACAGCGCGCAGUACUUCAAUAAAUCUUCCCCGAAAUGUGUGCAGGCCUUCGGGUUGCAGAGCGGCGAGCACCGCUCCUCUCCCUGCGGGGAUCAAUCCGCCAAUUAUGUGGUGCCAAAAACGGAUGAGGACACUUUGCACUCGGAACUCGGGAGGUCGAUGGACAGUUGUUGCACUCUGCGGGCGUCUCCGGUGACAACAGGGUCAGAGAAGACAGAUUUGGACGACAUGGGAGACAAGUGCGACAGCAAUGUGUCCAGCAGCAAGAAGAGGAGACACCGGACCACCUUCACCAGCGCGCAGCUGGAAGAGCUGGAGAAAGUGUUUCAGAAAACUCACUACCCAGAUGUUUAUGUGCGGGAACAGCUGGCCAUGAGGACGGAAUUAACAGAGGCCAGAGUGCAGGUGUGGUUUCAGAACAGAAGAGCAAAGUGGAGAAAAAGAGAGCGCUACGGACAGAUCCAACAAGCCAAAACUCACUUUGCAGCCACUUAUGAUCUGUCGGUAUUACCACGGACCGACAACUACACACAGAUCCCAAACAACCUGUGGCCAAGCCCGGGUCCCGGCAGCUCUGUGGUCUCCUCCUGCAUGCUGCCUCGAGGCUCCCCUCCAUGCGUCACCUCCUACUCACACUCCCCCCGUUCAGCCGCUGCCGCUGACCACGGCUUUGUGGGCUUCCCCAAUCAGCAGAACCAGUUCGGCCACGUCUCCCUCAACAACUUCUUCAAUACGGACUCGCUCCUCACACCGGCUGCCAACAGCCACCCGGCAUUUGAGACCAAGCCUGAGUUUGAGAGGCGCUCAUCCAGCAUCGCCGUGCUGCGUAUGAAGGCCAAGGAGCACACGGCCAACAUCUCCUGGGCCAUGUGAUCAGGAUUUAUAUGUAUGUCUGGAAAAUCUGGACAAAGCAUGGAACAUUUCUUCAGUUUCCAGUUUUUACAAAAUGUGGGAACUGCCAUGAGAACCUGAAGUAUUAUUUCAAACCAAACCAAAUUUCUCUCUGCGCUGUCAGGAAAAAAAGAUGUCUACAUGUGGACGUUGCUGCAACAUUUAUGCAUUUCUGCAAACAGAAAAUGUAAUCAGAUGUUUUGUGACAAUCAGAUGUCUUUAAAGAUUUUCUGCAACAAGCUGACAAAAGACCUCUGUAGCUUAACUAAAGCAAUACAUUCAUAUUAUUUAGAGUUUCAGGUUAUUGUCAGUGCGUUUUUCUUUUCUUCUUUUAAAUUGACAAGAUGUCCACUCUUCGAUGACCCUUUGUGAUGGUGGAGGAGAGAGUUGUGAUGUGUGAAUGGAGGUCAGGAGUUCGGCAUUUCCUCUUGACUGAGACAAAAUAAAGGGCGACAGUAAAGCAGGAAAAGUGAAAGGCUAUGCUGGGGUACGUGGAUCUCGAGGGAGGGGUCCUAAACCACUUCCGUGUUUCUGGGCACUGAGAAUAAGCUUCUUUUUUUUUAAGUCUUCCACCCUGGUUCUGGCUCAGGACUGAAGAUGAGCAGGGCGGAGAAAACAAUCCGACUUGAUGUACUAACAUGUCUGUGUGCUUUGUAGCAAAGCUCUGAAUUUUUAUUUUCCCCCUUUGUUCUGCAUCACAGAUAAACAAUGCAGGCAAAGGAGGCACGUUUUGUAAUUGUUUUUGUGUUAUAAAUUUAUCUGGUGGAAUCAUAAUAAUAAAUGAGCAUAAAUCAA
Molecule: messenger RNA, 2203 nt
Organism: Melanotaenia boesemani (Boeseman's rainbowfish)
Lineage: Eukaryota; Metazoa; Chordata; Actinopteri; Atheriniformes; Melanotaeniidae
Gene: alx1
Product: ALX homeobox 1
Exons: 4
Coding region: 428-1390 (320 amino acids)
Biological process (GO): embryonic skeletal system morphogenesis; positive regulation of transcription by RNA polymerase II; negative regulation of DNA-templated transcription
Molecular function (GO): DNA-binding transcription activator activity, RNA polymerase II-specific; RNA polymerase II transcription regulatory region sequence-specific DNA binding
Source: RefSeq, a predicted model, not a curated record